UCUAGAGAACCAGUUGCCAAGGCCAAGUCGGCCGUGGAGAAGCUCCUUGCUGGCCACAUCGCCGCCGACGGCAAUGGCCCGAUCACAGACCCGUUCUACUUCAGACCUUCGUCAAAGAGCGUUCUGGAGAAUCUCGGAGCCGCACAUGGUGUUUCCAUACACCAGGAUCUACGUCGAUCGGUUCUUCGACUAUACGGAGACCACACGGGUAUUGAACAAGUCGAACGCGCUCUGGUGGCGAAAUGUGCAGAACUGAAGGAACAAUCCCAAGCCAUCAUUCUUGAUCCCGGGGCUCUAGCUUCUGCCCUCAAAGGGGGAUUUCGGCAAAUUGUCGCCGCUCUUGGAAAGGACAAAGUGAAGCUAGAUAUCAUCAGCAACCCG
Westerdykella ornata is the source of this 381-nucleotide messenger RNA. RefSeq lists its product as uncharacterized. The record is from RefSeq and is a predicted model, not a curated record. The annotation marks the transcript as partial. The transcript has a single exon. Lineage: Eukaryota; Fungi; Ascomycota; Dothideomycetes; Pleosporales; Sporormiaceae.